UAUUGCCUUAUCAGCUUUCUAGAUUAGUUACGAAAAAGAAGGAAGAAUCUUACAUGUAAGUGAACUUAACACCGUGUAUUCUUGUACACGCCUGUCUGAAGAAUACACUAUUCCUACGGCAUCAAAAUGAAGCUGGCCUAUGAUCUCUAUCAUCCUCCAGAAGGAAAAGAGAACAAAUCACUCUCACCAAUCAUAUUCCUACAUGGCAGAUUGGAUUCCAAAAAAACGUGGAAAAAAUUCGCCCCGGAAAUCGCAAAGAUAACGGGGAGAGAGGUGUAUGCAAUUGAUGCGAGAAACCAUGGUGACAGCCCUUGGAGUGAGGAGAUGAAUCUUGAUGUCCUCAUUAGCGAUCUGAAGGAAUUCAUGAAUGAUCAUGCCAUAGAUAAAGCCAUUCUUAUAGGACAUAGUUUAGGUGGAAGAACUUCUUUGGCUCUUGCUCUCCAAAAACCUGAAACCGUGGAGAAGUUAAUCGUAGAAGAUAUGGAUACGAAAAAUUAUGAUUCUAUUACAAAGCGAACGAUACAACAAAUAAUCAUCCUGUUCAGAGAAUCUCUAAAAGUCAUACCUCCUCAAUCAGAUGAAACAGAAGCUAAGAAAGCCAUUGUAGCAUUCAUUAAGGAUAAAUUACCACCGGCUCAACCGCAGCUGAAAGAAAGAGGUGUUUUUGAGUUGGAUACAAUGCCGAUAAAAAAGGAAGGUAAUACUUAUGCUUGGCAGGCUAAUUUGGACGCUCUAGAAGACAUGUUGAUGUCAGACAAAGGCAACAAACAAUUCUCUGGUAUUUAUGAAGGCGAUGCAUUAUUUUUAUACGGAACGGAAUCCUUUUUCAACGUGAAAGAUGAUGAGGAUAUAAACAAGCUUUUCCCAAGAGCAAUUAAAGUUCCAAUUGAAGGUGCAGGUCAUCUUAUUCAUCAAGAUUAUCCUGAAGAAUUCUUGAAACAUAUUACAGAUUUCAUCUUGAAAUGAAAUAAAGUUUACAUAUAAAACA
Molecule: messenger RNA, 988 nt
Organism: Argiope bruennichi
Lineage: Eukaryota; Metazoa; Arthropoda; Arachnida; Araneae; Araneidae
Product: protein ABHD11-like
Exons: 6
Coding region: 127-966 (279 amino acids)
Molecular function (GO): catalytic activity
Source: RefSeq, a predicted model, not a curated record